GAACAAUAGUAAGAGAGUUAAAUAUUAUCCGCGCACGUGUUGUGUCAGUUGAAACUGUUAGAUUGUGUGAGAAAAUGUCAGAUCGCGCGAAGCAGACGGUUGAGUGACAACCAUCAGUGAGAUGUCGGCGACAGUUCUUCACUUUGGAGACAUCGUGUCUCUGUAUGCAGAGGGGGGUGUCAGUGGAUUUAUCUCGACCCUAGGGUUGGUUGAUGACAGAUGUGUUGUGCAGCCUGAUGCUGGGGACCUCAAUAAUCCACCCAAGAAAUUCAGAGACUGCCUAUUCAAGAUCUGUCCAAAUAACCGCUACUCGGCACAGAAACAGUUCUGGCAGGCUCAGCGCUCAGGAACAAACUCGACCACUUCAUGCUCGGACACUGUCCUGCUGAAAAAACUCCAUAGUGCAGCAGAAUUGGAAAAGAAACAGAAUGAAACAGAGUACAAAAAACAGCUGGGGAACACAGUACAGUAUGGAAAUGUCAUCCAGUUACUACAUCUUAAGAGUAACAAAUACCUGACCGUUAACAAACGACUCCCAGCCCUGCUGGAGAAGAACGCCAUGAGGGUGACUCUGGACAUCCAAGGGAACGAGGGAUCCUGGUUCUACAUAGAGCCCUUCUAUAAACUCAGGCAGUCAGGGGACGCGGUGGUGGUCGGAGAUAAGGUGGUUCUGAAGCCGGUGAAUGCAGCCCAGCCCCUCCACGCCAGCAACUAUGACCUCCCAGACAAACAGGGCUGUAAGGAGGUAAAUUCUGUGAAUUGUUCUACCUGCUGGAAGAUGACUCUCUUUAUGGACUUCAAGGAAAACAUGGAGGAUGUUCUCAAAGGGGGAGAUGUAGUGAGGCUGUUCCAUGCCGAGGAGCAGAUGUUUCUGACGGGGGAUGAAUACAAGAAACAGCAGUAUGUUUUCUUAAGGGCCACCGCCAGAACCACGGCUACCACCGCCACCAGCUCCAAGGCUCUCUGGGAAGUAGAGGUGGUGCAGCAUGAUCCGUGUCGUGGAGGAGCAGGGCAGUGGAUGAGCUUGUUUAGGUUCAAACAUCUGGCCACGGGACAAUACCUAGCAGCAGAGGUGGACAAGGACCCUACGAGUGACCCAAUGAGGAAUAAGUUACGAGGGCCCCCUACGAAUUCCGUCUUCACCCUGGUGUCUGUUCCCCAUGGUCAUGAUGUGGCUACAAUAUUUGAACUGGAUCCUACAUCACUUACAAGAGACACUUAUGUACCAAGGAAUUCCUAUGUCCGUCUACAUCAUCUGUGUACUAACACUUGGGUCCACUCUACAAGUAUAGCUAUAGAUAAAGAGGAGGAUAAACCAAUCAGAAAGAAGGUGGGGUGUGCCUCCAUUAAGGAGGACAGGGAAGCCUUUGCUGUGGUACCAGUUUCCCCACAGGAAGUCAGAGAUUUGGACUUUGCUAACGAUGCCAGUAAAGUUCUUUCAGACAUCGCAAGCAAACUGGAGAAAGCUUCCAUCACCCAGAAUGAAAAGAAGUUCGUGACUCAGCUCUUGUCUGAUCUGAUCUACUUUGUGACGAUGCAGGAGUCACACAAUUCCACAGGGGACCCGCUGAAGGUGGAGAUGACAAAAUCCAAAGACUGUAGGGAAAGACAGAAACUGCUCCGAGAACAGAACAUCCUCAAACAAGUGUUUCAGAUUCUGAAGGCUCCGUUUGGUGGUAAGAAUCCCAUUGUAGAGAUGGAAGAGUUGGCACACCAAAGACAUCAACCAUUUAGACAAAUCUGUAAACUGUGUUACCACAUUCUAAGGCUGUCACAGCAAGAUUACAGGAAAAACCAGGAGUAUAUUGCCAAACAUUUUGCCUUCAUGCAGAAACAGAUAGGUUAUGACGUGUUGGCAGAGGAGACGAUUACGGCCCUGUUAAAUAACAACAGGAAGUUGCUGGAAGCCCAUAUCACCAAACAGGAAAUAGAGACGUUUGUUAGUCUCGUCCGCAAGAACAAAAAACCUAGAUUUUUAGAUUAUCUCUAUGUGCUGUGUGUCUCUAACAAUGUGGCCAUCCCAGCUACACAAGACCUCAUCUGUAACUGUCUUCUAUUGGAGGAAAACAAGGACAUCCUCAUAGAAACAAGAUUGGAGAAGACACAGAUGGAGGUGGAGAUGGAGGUAGAGACGGCUGAUGGAAUCCCGGCCUCGGAGCCGAUCGUCACCAUUGAGGAGGAUGAGGUCGUGAUGUUAUACUGGGACUGGGGGAACGGACCUAAACAGAAGAGUAUCCAGGAACUAGCCGAGGCUCAGAGUGACCCAAAGGGGAACGAGGAUGGGGGCGACGAGGACUCAGCUGUACUGGAGUAUUACAGGCAUCAACUAGAUCUGUUUUCACACAUGUGUCUGGAUCGUCAAUACAUUGCCAUUAAUCAACUCUCCAAAGAUCUGGAAAUUGAUCUGAUUCUCAGGUGUAUGUCAGAUGAGAUACUUCCCUAUGACCUGAGAGCCUCGUUCUGUCGUCUGAUGUUACACAUGCACGUGGACCGUGACCCCCAGGAAAUUAUCAAACCUGUCAAGUACGCCAGAUUGUGGUCUGAGAUCCCAACUCAGAUCUCUAUAGAAGACUAUGAGUCCAACAUUGGUAAGGACCCAGAAAAAGAGAGAGUGAAGCCAAAGUUUGCCUCCACUAUUCUCUUUGUGGAGGACUACCUGCUAAAUGUGGUGUCGCAUGAUGGAGCAUUUGCCGACAAGAAACAAAACAAACUGACGUACGAGGUGGUUAACCUUGCCAAGCAGUUGAUUUACUUUGGUUUUUACUCGUUCAGUGACCUCCUCAGGCUGACGAAGACACUGCUAAGUAUACUGGACACCAUCCCCGAGAAAGAGAUCUCCCCCGCCGCCCGACCGGUAGUCUCUGUGGGGGACGAACCUGACAAGACCAUCAUAUCAGAGGUGAUUCCCGCCACUAAAAAGGUCGAAGAGGAAGUGGAUACAAUCGUCAUGGAUACCAAACUUAAAAUUAUAGAAAUCCUUAAGUACUUAAUGCAGGUGCGUUUGGACUACCGCCUCACAUGGAUUCUCUCUAUGUUUAAAUGUCAGAUCGAGCAGCAGCCAGCAGACGAAAAGUCCGACGUUAUUUGCCUAGACUUGGACAGUAUUGGACAGCAAGCAGAGGACAUCUUUGGAGGAAAUGCUGAGACCUCCAAGCUGGACCUGGACGAGCAGGGAGGGAAGAUGUUCCUGAGGGUGUUACUAAAUCUAGUGAUGCAUAACUACCCGACCCUGGUGUCAGGGGCCCUACAGCUUCUGUUCAGACACUUCAGUCAGAGGCAGGAGGUUCUCAUGGCAUUCAAACAGGUUCAGCUGUUGGUGACGGCCAGUGAUGUGGAGAACUACAAACAGAUAAAGACUGAUCUAGAUGAACUCCGAAAUCUUGUUGAGAAAUCGGAACUGUGGGUCUACAAGGUCAAACAUGACGACAGCAAGAAAAAACACAAAAAUAAUGGGGAAGAUAAGGAGAACAAAGAAGAAAAGGGUGAAGGAGAAGGAAAGAAGAAAUCCAAACAUCAGCUGUCCAUGUGGAACCUGUCCGGAGAGCGGGGGUCAGCUAUUGACCUAGAUUUAGGACCACCAAUAGAUCCUACAUCAGCAGAAAACUAUAAAAAAAUCAAACAGAUCUUGUUGAGGCUGACUAAACUGUGUAUCCAGGACACAGCAGAGCCUGGUGUUAAGAAACCGCGGAAACAUGAACAAAGACUACUGAGGAACAUGAGCGCUCCUAAUGUUGUUCUGGAAUUACUGCAGAUUUCUUAUGAAACAACUGAGGAUGUGAGAAUGCAUGAAGUGAUGAAGUAUGCUCACGAGUUCCUGCAGAGUUUCUGUCUGGCUAAUCCUCCAAACCAGGCUCUACUGCACCAGUAUCUAGAACUCUUCCUCACCCCAGGGCUGUUGGAUGCUGAGACGAUGACGGCUAUUUUCCACGACAACAAGAGCCUGUGUAACGAGGUUACAGAGCGUGUCAUUCAGCACUUUGUCCACUGUAUAGAGACUCAGGGCCGACACGUGCCCUACCUAAAGUUCCUACAGACAGUUGUAAAGGCAGAAGGAGAGUACAUCAAAAAGACCCAGGAUAUGGUGAUGGCUGAGUUGGUGAAUGUCGGUGAGGAGGUCCUCCUAUUCUACAAUGAUAAGACUUCCUUUGAGACCUUUGAGAAGUUGAUGCGAUCUGAGCACGACCUUUGUGAUCCUGCCAGCCCUCUCAUCUACCACAUUAACCUGGUUCAGCUAUUAGCCCUGUGUACAGAGGGAAAAAAUGUGUAUACCGAGAUCAAGUGUCACUCUCUACUCCCAUUGGAUGAUAUUGUUAGAGUGGUCACUCAUAAGGACUGUAUUCCAGAGGUGAAGACAGCAUACAUAAACUUCCUGAACCACUGUUAUAUUGACACGGAGGUAGAAGUGAAGGAAAUCUACACCAGUACUCACAUGUGGACACUGUUCCAGGACUUCCUGGAUGACAUGGGCAGGGUUUCAACAGCAACCACGGACAGGAAACACGCAGACCUUGCCCUGGAGAAUUACGUGACGGUCACCAUAAUGAAUGUAAUAGACACAUUCUUCAGCUCACCCUUCUCCGAUCAGACAACGACAUUACAAUCGAGGCAACCUGUGUUUGUAAAGCUGUUACAGGGAGCGUUUCGAGUGUCCGACUGUCCGUGGUUGACCGGCACUCAGAAGUACCACGUGGAGACCUGCAUUAAGUGCCUAGCUGACAUCGCUAAAAACCGAGGAAUAGCCAUUCCUGUAGACCUGGACAGUCAAGUCAAUCAAAUGUUUGAGAAAUCCAACAAUGUGAUGAACAAAGCGAAACUAUGGAUCAAUUCAAAACUCAACAAACGCGAGUCUAUAGCCUCAGUGUCCAGGGACUAUCGCAAUAUAAUUGAGGGUCUACAGGACAUUGUUGUACUGUUGGAGAAGCAGUUACGUCCCCUGGUUCAGGCUGAGUUAUCUGUCCUUGUAGAUGUGUUACAUUGUCCGGAGGCUCUGUUUCCUGCUGGCACUAAGUGUGAGAUUGGAGGCUUCAUAUCAAGACUAAUUCGGCACACCAAGUGUCUGUUGGAGGAGAAAGAGGAGAGUUUAUGUAUCAAGGUCCUGCAGACUCUUCGUGAAAUGAUGACCGUAGACAACGAAUACGGAGAAAAGCUGGAUAACAAGACAAAAAAGGAAUUAGACGAUCAUCGCAGGGGAGAGGCCUUGAGACAAAGCCUUUUGGCCCAGUACUACGAGAAGGUCCCCCUCCGAGGUCGAGAUGGGGUUGGGGGUAGAGGAGGGGGAGAUGGAGGGUCCAGGAAUAUGGCCUUAGGGAGGGAAAGAAAGUCCCUCACAGAAGUUCAGUGUGGGCUAGAGAAAGAGGGAGCAGUGGACCUGAUAGUGGAUCUGAUCAUCAGAGAAACAAAUAACACCAACAACAAAGUAUUCCAGGAGACCGUUAAACUGGGGAUAGCCCUACUGGAGGGGGGCAACACAGAUAUACAGAAAUCCAUCUACAGAAGAUUAACCAAAGAUAAGAACUCAGAAACUUUCCUGAGAGUGUUCUAUAACAGAAUGGUGAAGGCUCGGGAGGAAAUCAAAGGCAUCACUGUCAACACAGUGGAGAGUGAGAAGAAUACAGAUGAACAGAAGGAAAACAAAGAGGCAGCCAUUCAGCGGAGGAACAGAGGGGGUUUAAGGCGAUUGGAUGGUGAAGAUGAGCAUGGGGGUCUGCUUCGACUUCGUCGUGCAGCCCGUCAGGGUGAGGAGCAGGAAGAGGGGCGUGGGCCUCACCCUGGGAGUGAGGAAGCUGCUCUAGAGAAAGCCAAUAAAGAGAAGGAGGAAAAGAAACUGCCCCCUAAUGUGGCUCUGAUGAAGUACAUUCUACGUUUCCUGCAGCUUCUGUGUGAGAACCACAACUCUGAUUUACAGAAUUUUUUGAGACACCAAGCAAACCAUGCUAAACCCUACAAUUUGAUUUGUGAGACGCUGCAGUUUCUGGACUCGAUCUGUGGCAGUACGACAGGCGGACUGGGACUGCUGGGACUGUACAUCAACGAACACAAUGUAGACCUCAUCAUACAGGCUCUUACUAGUCUGACAGAGUACUGUCAGGGACCCUGUCACGAAAACCAGAAUGCCAUAGCUAUGCAUGAGAGUAACGGAAUAGACAUCAUUAUAGCGCUGCUGUUGAAUGAAAUCAACCCUCUGGGAAAAAACAAACUGGCUCUAGUACUGGAGCUCAAGAAUAACGCCUCCAAGUGUCUAUUGGCUAUUAUGGAGAGUCGACAUGACAGUGAGAAUGCUGAGAGAAUUUUAUACAACAUGAAUCCAAAACAACUGGUGGAGUCAUUAGGUGUGGUCUUUAAGCUGGCUACACAGGAUGGAUCAGUUGUCUCCAAGGUUGACAUCGCCAAGAAUGCGUUCCACCAGGAAGCAUCGAUUGAUGAUGAUGAUGAAGAAGAGGGAAAAGAGGCGUCGCCCAAAGACGUGGGCCACAAUAUCUAUAUCCUGGCCACACAGUUGUCCUUACACAGUGAGAGGUUGGCCCAUCUGUUGAAGCCUAGUGGUGACUUAUGGGGAGACCAGGCUUUGGAGUUCUAUGAGAAACACACAGCUCAGAUAGAGAUUGUGAGACAGGACAGAUCUAUGGAGAGAAUCGUGUUUCCGAUUCCCGAGAUCUGUGAGUAUCUCACGGAGGAGACAAAGACUCGUAUUUACUACACCACCGAGCGAGACGAGCAGGGCAGUAAAGUGGCCGACUUCUUUGAGAAAGUGGAGGAUAUGUUUGCUGAGAUGAGGUGGCAGAAAAAACUGAGGGCUAACCCCUACCUGUCGUGGUUCAGUAGUCACAUGUCGUUAUGGAGCAGCAUCACCUUCCAGUUUGCUGUGCUCCUCAACUUCUUAGUGGCGUUCUUCUACCCAUUUACAGAGGUCAAGAAAGAACUGGACCCUAAGCUUUCUGGUUUGAUCUGGACAGCCAUGUUUGGUUCCCUGGCUCUGGUGACUAUGGUGGGGGUCAAUCCAGCAGCAAUUAGGACAUUUUUUAUUUCCACAAUUUUCCGGUUUAUUUUCUCUGUGGGGCUGGACACUACACUGUGGUUAUUAGGCGCUAUUAAUGUGAUAAACAAAGGUAUAUUUUUGAUAAGUAUGAUGGGAAAUCAAGGGACGUUCACAAAGCUCCCCCGACAGGUGCUAACAGACUUCAGAUUCAUGUACCACAUCAUCUAUUUAGUGUUUUGUAUCUUAGGACUGUGUGUUCACGAAUUCUUCUAUAGUAUAUUGUUACUGGAUGUGAUCAACAGAGAGGAGACAUUAUGGAAUGUGAUUAAAUCAGUGACUAAGAAUGGCCGCUCUAUCAUCCUGACAGCAGUACUGGCAGUCAUCAUUAUCUAUUUGUUCUCCAUCAUUGGCUACAUUUGUUUCCAGGACGACUUCCUGUUGGAGGUCGACCCCAUACCACAACUGAUAGGGGAAGCAGUGAAUGAUACAGAUAAUGGUACAUGUGAGAGUCAGAACUGUAGUGCUGUAACAGAAGGUGUCAGAUCAACCCAGGAUGUGUCAGCUGACACAACAGAGGAUGGUAAACAGAGGGUUUGUGACUCCCUGAUUAUGUGUAUCCUGACCUCCCUCAACCAUGGCCUCAGGAACGGCGGGGGGAUCGGUGACCUGCUCAGAAAACCAGACAUCAGGGAGAACCUGUUUGUGGCCCGAGUCGUGUAUGAUCUUCUCUUCUUCUUCAUCGUUAUCAUUAUCGUCCUUAACCUCAUUUUUGGUGUCAUCAUCGACACGUUUGCUGAUCUCAGGAGUGAAAAGCAGCAAAAAGAUGAAAUUCUCAAAAAUACUUGUUUUGUUUGUGGACUAAAUCGAAGUAAUUUUGACAAUAAAUCGGUUUCUUUUGAUGAACACAAAUCAAAGGAACACAAUAUGUGGCAUUACCUAAACUUUAUUGUCCUUGUCAAGGUCAAGGAUCAUACAGAAUUUACUGGACCAGAGAGCUACGUGUACCAGAUGGUCAAGGAGAAAAAUUUGGACUGGUUCCCCAGAAUGCGAGCGAUGUCUCUGACGGCGGAAGACAGCGAGGGAGAACAAAGUGAUUACCGAAAUCUACAGGCUCAGCUCGACGCUACAAAUCGACUGGUCAAGAACCUGUCUAAACAGCUCACCGACUUAAAGGAACAGAUGACAGAACAGAUUAAACAGAAGAAAAGAACAAAGUUUUUGACAUCUGCUACAUUGAACAUGUAGAACUUGACUCAUGGUGCUUUUGAAUUGAUUUCACAACUGCCACAUCGAACAUAGAGAACUUGCCACUCGGUGCUUUGAGUAGCAACUCUUAAGCAUAUCAAGAGAUCUGAAUUCAGAAACCACCACCAUUAUAGACCCUUGUCAUUUCAUGUUAGAUGUAACCAUUUCAUUCGUGAAUUUAGUGAACAUUUUGUAAUUGUAAAUUGGUAAUAUUUGUUAUAUUUAUAAUCAAACAGAGACUUUCACUUUGUUUUAACAUUGUUAAAAUUUUUCAGAUUAAGAAGAAGUGAUUACAUUGUAUAUCGUGUGAUGAAAUAUUUUUUGGAUAUUUACAAUGAAAGCUUGACCAUGUUGACUGUAGUAAUGAAUUCUUAGAUUUAUUGAAAUUUGCCAAAAAAUGCAUGUAGUGCAAUGAAACAGAGAAAUGGCAGCUUUUUGACAGCAGCAUGCAGGCCUUUUAUAUUUACUAACUAGGUAAUUCUUCUAAGAAAACCAGCAACUUAUGAAUAAUAAUUCAAAGUGUAGCAUAUAUUUUAGAUCUCUCUUUAAUUUUACAGUGUAAAGUACGUUGGGUAUUUUAAAAACUCAUAAAAAUGUCCUUUUGUCCAUUCCAUUAACAGAUUCUUUUUAUUGUAAGGCAUAUAACACAUACUAUUAGACUAAUUUGAUAUGCAUUAAAAAUCAUCACAAAUCUAAUGCUGGUAGACAUGCAUGUUAUCAAUGAUCAUAAUUUGAGGUAACGUGUACAGCAUUGUUAUAGAAAUCUUUGUUCCUGACAAAUUCCUUAGAUCACCUCUCAGAUAUUUAUUUAUAUGCAAUAGGAUGUAAGAAAUAUAGGGACCUGGUCAGAUCCAGAUCUAAAGCCAUUAAUUAUCAAUAAUUAUCAAUGAUAUUUGCAUGAUUUAGUUAACAUACACAUAAAACCUUUAUGUUCGCCAAAAGUUUGCUCUCAAUGAAUUUUCCUUUAAAUCCUAUAAAUGCUGACAUACGCAUAUUUCUAAUGCCAGUUACAUAAAGAGUAGAAACAGAAUUUUACUUAGUUUAUAAGACUCUUGUAUAAGAAUGAAAGUCACUUAACAUAAUUAGACAUAUAGUGUGUUUCUUGUAUAAUUAAGAAUUAUACAUUUAUGUGACACUUACACAAGUUAUUCUUUCUAUAUAAUAUAUACAUGUAGAAUUAAAACAUAGGCUAAGCUGCCGUGGUUCUAUUUAGUAUUCCAAUGUUUAAUAAGGCAUUUAUGUACAUGUACUUAUUUGUAAUUUCUGAUGAAUUAUAUAAACAUUUUUGUGUGCCUACAUUUGAUUUUGUUAACAAAUGAAAUAGACUUUCCUUAACACAGUGUGUAAGGCAAAUGAAGUGCUUAAGAAACAAACUGUAAGUAAUCUGUGAUAGCUGAGGUUAUAAGAAUAUAAGUCUAUAUACAUUUAUAUUUAAAUAUUUAUGACUAUUAUAUAAUGAAGUCUGUGUACAUUUCUGUAUUGUCAUGUGAUUAAGGAUUUUUUUCAAAGAUUUAUUGUAACUGUUAAUCUAUGAGUUAAAAAGGAUUUUGUUGUAAUUUUGUUCUGAAGAAUGUUUUGUAAUUAACUUAAUACAAAUUUAAGAGUUUUAAAUUAUGUUUGUCCUAAAAAAAAAAAUAUCCACAUAUUUCUUUUAAAUUAGUAUGAUGGAACUUAGAACUUCAUGCAUUUAGGUGUUUCUUCUGAUGAAGAUAAACAAAGAAAUGGCAUUUCAUGUACAGAACGUAUUUUGAUUUGAAUACGGUAUGUGUACUUAAAAAAGCGGGCUUCAUAUUUUAGCGGCUUUGAUGCAGAGAACAAUGCUGUAAUUCAUGAAUCCGCUAAGAAAUCAUGUAUAAAUACAAUAUACAGCACGGAUGUGUAUAAUGCUAAUUCAUGAUUUCUCCAACAACUCCAUACCCAGUGAUUGCGCUAAAUUUUGAAUAUGCCAGUUUAUGUACACAUACAGUAACUGAUUUAACCAAUUUAAAUGCAGAACUUGAUAUUAUUUGAUGUUAAUACUUUCAGUGUAUGAUUCUAGAUUGUUUAGAAUUCAAAAAGUAUUUUUGCCUUAUAAUUUGGAUUUCAAAAACAGGCACUUGCUAUUUGGCUUUUAAAAUUGAUUGGAUUAGAUAUAAUAAUUGAACAUUUAUGUUAAUAUGUUAAUUUACAUAGUAAUUUCUCCUCUGUUUCAUAUUUCCUGCCCCCCCCCCCCCCCCCCCCCAACUAUAAAUGUGAGUGUAUUGUUAGAUCUGGUUGAAGUAUCUCAAAUGUCAUGGUUUUCGUUUUGUCAGAAAACACCAUUAAAUGCAUUUCCACCUUU
Molecule: messenger RNA, 10541 nt
Organism: Saccostrea echinata
Lineage: Eukaryota; Metazoa; Mollusca; Bivalvia; Ostreida; Ostreidae
Product: inositol 1,4,5-trisphosphate receptor type 1-like
Exons: 60
Coding region: 122-8221 (2699 amino acids)
Biological process (GO): calcium ion transmembrane transport
Cellular component (GO): membrane; endoplasmic reticulum
Molecular function (GO): inositol 1,4,5 trisphosphate binding; inositol 1,4,5-trisphosphate-gated calcium channel activity
Source: RefSeq, a predicted model, not a curated record